Messenger RNA from Monomorium pharaonis (pharaoh ant), 4743 nucleotides. Its product is annotated as wee1-like protein kinase 2. Gene Ontology annotation, cellular component: nucleus. The coding region runs from base 549 to 2363 and encodes 604 amino acids. NCBI's taxonomy places the organism in Eukaryota, Metazoa, Arthropoda, Insecta, Hymenoptera, Formicidae. The record is from RefSeq and is a predicted model, not a curated record. Gene Ontology annotation, molecular function: non-membrane spanning protein tyrosine kinase activity; ATP binding; magnesium ion binding. Gene Ontology annotation, biological process: mitotic cell cycle; protein phosphorylation. The transcript has 5 exons.
UAUUACUUUUUAUUUUUAUUACCACAAUCAUUUAUACUUAUUUCUUGUAUUUUUUAACGUAUAGCCUUCAUAAAUUAAUGAUUGCACAUAGCCAACCAGCAGCCAUUAUGGCUUCUGCAUGUUGCAUACAAUGACGCUUAUUGGCUACCGCAUCGCAUCUCCUUGUGCGCAAGCGUUUCCGCGUCCAACGUGCAGGAGCCAUUAAACGGCGCAGUCUCCGUGCCGCGCGCGCUGAUUGGUUGGUCGGCGACUACGAGAGCGCCACUGGCGGCGGUGAGACGCCGUGUGACGCGACCGGCGGCAGCCAUAAUGAACGCGAACGUUGGAGCGAUCGGUACUCUGUCGAUUUGAACGCGGCCGCAGGUUAACGUUUCGACUUCGUUGACGAGGAUCCGGUUGCGUCGCGGUCGAGUUUCAUAUCCGCAGUUCCACCUGGGUUUUCCGUUUAUUCCUUCUGAACCUUGAAGCGUGUGAAUCGUGAAGGAUUGCGAGCGUCGCGGCGCUUCCGCACGCCGCGCGUGCACGACGUGAUUCCAUAGCCGGCGAACAUGGAGAUCGCGCGGAAAGUGCACUACGACGCGUGCGACAUGCAGAACGGCGAACUAACCUGGAGCUACAGCAACGGCAGCAACAGUGCCGUCAGCAACGGUAACAGUCCCGUGUGCGGCCUCCUCGACUGUUCCAUGGAAAAUUACGAUUUAUCGCCGCCGCUGCAGCCGCGCAAGCUAUUCGAUGCAGCGGACGAAGACGGCGAUGAGGACGAGGACGAGGACGAGGAGGGCCAACCGACGAACAACAACAAUAACAAGAUUCCGUCGCUUGUCGUAACAGGUACUCCAGCUAUCAAGGCACUUGCCAGUCGUGGAAAUGGAUUUCAUAAAAACUCAAUGGGGUGUAGUCCACCCUACAAACGCGUCAGGGCAUUACGCCUAUUCGAAUCGCCCAACACUCCAAAAACUCUGAUAGAGAAGAGCGCGUUACAAACUCCAGUACCAGCGAGAUAUCCGAGACUUUUAAAUCUAGACAAACCUAGGCUUCUUAAGAUAAGUCCUGGGUACAGCAAGUCAGAGAAACCCGCUGCAAAUGUAAAUCCAUUCACGCCUAGCGGCAUGCUACUGACGGCAAGAAAAAGGAGCAGGUCUAAACGCAGCUUGAAUGGCAGUAUUAGCUCACCAGACGUACAAGUAGGAAAGUGUGACAUUGUCGACUCCGAAGACUCCGACAACGAAUAUGAACACGCAACGAAACGUGUGGCUUUACAAGACUCGAAUAUAUCACGUUACCACAAGGAAUUCCACGAGCUUGGCUUGAUCGGAACUGGCGAAUUCGGCUCUGUGUACAAGUGCAUCAAUCGGUUGGAUGGGUGCACAUACGCUAUCAAGAAGAGCCUGAAACCCGUGGCAGGCAGCAUCAGCGAGAAGAACGCUUUAAAUGAAGUGUAUGCUCAUGCAGUGCUUGGCAAACAUCAACAUGUAGUCCGUUAUUAUUCCGCUUGGGCGGAAGAUAAUCAUAUGCUCAUACAGAAUGAAUAUUGCAAUGGUGGCAGUCUCGCAGAUAUGAUUCUCUCAAUGCAGAAGCAGAACCAGCACUUUAGUCAGGCUGAGAUGCGUCAGCUGCUUAUGCAUGUGGCCGAGGGACUGAGGUACAUACACAGCAUGCAACUUGUUCACAUGGACAUCAAGCCUGGCAACAUUUUUAUUACGAAGGAGAAGAGAUUACAGGCUAUUAAUUACGAUUCCUGCGACGAUGGUUUUGACGACAUGGAUGAAACUGUAGACGAGGAGAUAACAUAUAAGAUUGGCGACCUCGGCCACGUAACUUCCAUCAGUAAUCCACAUGUGGAAGAGGGCGAUUGCAGAUACCUUCCAACAGAAAUUCUGCGAGAGGAUUUCACUCAUUUGACGAAGGCUGAUAUCUUUGCCCUUGGCUUGACUGUUUACGAAGCUGGUGGCGGUGGACCUCUGCCGAAAAAUGGAUCCGAGUGGCACGCCAUUAGACAAGGGAAAUUAGCAGACUUGCCGCACUGCACACGUGAUCUGAAUAACUUGUUGAAGCUAAUGAUUAGCUACGAUCCGGUAACGAGGCCAUCAGUGGAAUCUCUGAUGCAACAUCGAGUCUUGUGUCCAAUUGGAAAGAAAACCAAAGCACAACUUCGAAGAGAAUUGAACGCUGAAAAGCUCAAGAACGAGAUCCUGUCGAAACGACUUCAUGACGCGGCGAUGUACCUGAAGAAGAUCACGCCGAACGUUGUCGUCGAGGGUAGUAAUUCUGAUGGACAAUUGCGCCCUAUAGCCACCAGAUUAUCGUCAUCCCGUAUCAUAGGCAACAAGGUCAAUCGUAGUAAUAGCACUACAAACUUUUGAAUAAUUUUUUUCGUUGAAUUUUUGACAUCAACAAAGAGUUUCGGAGUGUAGAACUUGAGGGAGUGAUCGGUUUCCUCAAGUCAUUUUAAUAUGUGAUACCGUAUCUAGUUUUUUUAAGUAUGAUUAAUUUCUACAGUAAAAUAAGAUGUUUACACACACUAGGAUGUCAGAUGAAAUUACGUACGAAUAUAAAUGAACAUUCUUUUCUUAGACAAUAUACAUAGACGUGACUCGCGCGUGCGAGAGAGAGGGAGAACACAAUUCGGAUCUCUCUUCUCUUUCUACGAAGCUUGCUUACACCAAUUAUUAAGCUUAAUUUUAAGUUUGGUUUAACUUAUUUUCUAAUUCUAAGAGCCAGAAAAAGAUAGUAAGCUAAAUCAAUUUUAAAAUUAAUCUACAUUGGUACAAACAGACCUAACAGUCUUUUGUUAGAGAAAAUAAGACCUUUCUUUAUCUUGUUCAUGGACCACUCGCAAACUAUUAUCUAUCAUAUGGUGUAUUUAGUCUAUUUAUGCUACCUAUGAUUCUCUCUAUGAUGACUCUACUGUAAUGCGAUUAACGUUUAUUAUAUAGCUAUAGACAUUUUAGUAUCUUUAGUAUACUAUAAUAUGGUUGUUUUUUUUUUUUUGAUUGUUAUCGAACAUGAAAUUUAUUAGUAUACGAGCGUGUAUCGAACAAAGUUUGCAGUUUAAUUUCUAGAAGAGCACUGAGGGAGCAAGAUUUGAUUUAAUUUAAUUUGCAUUUAAAUGUGACAAGAUAAUAUAAUAUUAAGAGUCAAUUGGCAUAAUUUUUUUUCUAAAUUAUGGAAUAAAACUGCAUAGCAGGCUAAGUUUGUGCAGCAAGAAAGUUUUUGAGGCCAUUCAUUUUCCAGCUUCACAAUCCCGAUAGAAUCUCUUGCAAUCUUAUUGAUUUUUUUUGUUUCUUACAUACUGGGCUCUAAAACUUUUUUUAUUCCGAAUAAAAUUUUGAUUAAAGUAAUUUUCUAUAUCUGUAUGCAGUGCAUGCAGAGUCAUAGUAAAGUAAAAAUUGCAUGUGAGCAAAUUUAAAAAAUAAUUGCGACUUUUUACUAUUUUGCACGUUUUGCACUAGUUUGCACGAAUGUGUUUCAUACCUUAUAAAAUCUAAAAGUUAUUUUAUUUUUCAGGAAGUCGUAAAUUUAAUUAUUUCUAUAACGUUUAAAAUGUUUUUUCUUUUAUACUGUAUAUAUAAACGAACUCUUUUCUUUUUAUAUAAAAAAUAACAAUGCGCGACCGAACAAUAUGUUUUAAUUUCAUUAUUAAUAACAAAUAUUGUGCUUAUCCUCUUUACGUCCUCUUAAUCUUAUUGUUCUUUUAUUGUCUUCAGUCAGUAUUUUACCAAAAAAUAAUAGGAAUGUCAUUAUCUAUGCUUGUAAGACGUAACUUAAGCUUAACUAUAGCGCGAAAUCUCAGGUUGAAUAUAUUUUUCUGUUGUAUAUAACGUUUUAUACAUAAUGCGCUGUUUAUAUUACUUAGCUGAUCAUUAAGUGCCCUUAUCAUUCAUCAUAAAGCUAAAAAUUUUGCAUUGUGCUUAUGCAGAUCAUUGACUGUAUAAUGUAAAGACAAAAAUAUUCUCAUAUUGAUGAUAUUUGUGAUUCAUAAUAUUUUAUUUUAAUAGGGAUUAGCUAAGUAUUAAAACUAUAUAACGUUUAGACAACUAUUUACCACUGUGCCUUCACGUUUAUGUCGUAAUGUAAGAAACUAACGUUCCUUGUUAUUUCCAACCAUUUUCAACGUCACGCAUGUUUUCUUUAACUACUUUUAUCAGGUGCAAAAUAAUUUUAUUAAAAAUAAUAUUUUGUUCGUAAUACUAUCUAACUUUGAAAAUGAGUUUGUGAAAAUAAAACUAUUUUUUAUUUUAUAAAAUUAAACAAAAUGACAAUUGGUAUAUGAAAUCACAAACACGACAUUCAAUUUUGAAUAGGUAAAAUUUAAGAAACAGAUUUUAAUAUAUUUUUUCGAUAAACGCUUUUGCAUUAGCAUUUAUUUAAUGAUAUGGAACAAAUUAAAGAAAUAUAGAUUAGUAUAUAUAAUGUUACAUAUCAAAAAUUAUUCUAAAUACGAAUAUUAUGUAAGAAUUAAGUAUUCUUUUAGAAUUGAAAAUACUAGGACCAAAUGUUUCAAUCAGAUUUAAUUGUUGAGUCAUCUUGUAAAUGUUUAGAAUAAUUCUUGACAGGUAUAUGUACGUGUUUCUUUAAUUUGUUUCUAUUAAAAUACUAUUAAAUAAGUGUUAUAAUUAUUCUAAACUUGAACGAUGAGAUAAUAAAAUUAAAAAUCUGUUCUAAUUUUUUAGACUGAAAUAUACCAGUUGAAAGUUUUGCAAAUUGUUGUGUUUGAAGUAAGAGUUACAAGACAUAAAAAAU